CGUCAAAAAGGCUUGUUGCUGCUUACGAAACAGCACAAGAUGAGCUUCCCGAAGAAGCCGUGGGAGUCGGCGACGAACACUGCCCGACCGUCGCCCGCAGUGACAACGACGGCCUCCUCCCCCGCGUCCUCGGCAGCCGCCGUCGCUUCGUCGACUCGGAGCACGACCAUCGCGACGCCGGCGACCCAGGCCAUGACCGACGCCAGCGAUCCGUCCAUGGCCAACUCGAUGAACGCGGCCUACGGCGGUGGCGCGUACGGCAAUCGCUACGGCAGCGGCUAUGGCGCUGGCAUGGGCGCUGGCAUGGGCGGCUACGGCGGCGGCAUGAGCUCGUACGGCGGAAUGGGAUCGUACGGCGGCGGCUACGGCUCCUCGUACGGUGGCUACGGCGGGGGCAUGUACGGCAGCAGCAUGUACGGCGGCGGCGGUAUGUACGGUGGCGGCGGCAUGUACGGCGGCAACCCGAUGAUGGACCCCAACGGCAGCCUCGGCUGGCUCGCGAGCUUCAACCAAACGGUCGGCGCGAUCGGGCAAAUCACACAGCUUCUUGGCAUGAACGCCGAAGCACUCAACUUUUGUUUCGGCAACUUUGUGCAUUUCAUGGAACGCAUGGCGUUCAUGUGCACAAGCGCGGUCGCGAUGCUGGCGCCGCGACCGCCGUUCCCGCCGGGCCACCCCCGCUACGGUGAGCCGCCCGAGACGGACGAAGAGAUCAAGAGCCGCCUUCGCCGCGUCCGCGUCGUCAAGUUCCUCGUCUCGAUCCUCUCGCUCUACAUCCUCCACAAAGCCUACCAGAAGCUCAAGAUGGUGCUGUGGCAAACCAAAAGCAAUCAGCGCAAGGCGCUGCCGUUGGAUAGCAUCUACGCACGUAUCGCGCCUGCGACCAACUAAACUUUGUUUUAUUUGUUGUUGAAUUAUUUCGAAAUGUCACCCCAGGUUGUUUAUAGGGCGGUUGGUUCUACUCGUACAACAGCUUUGUUCGUGCUGCAUGCUAUCACUACUCCCUCAUGUCUCAUGGC
Molecule: messenger RNA, 1019 nt
Organism: Saprolegnia parasitica CBS 223.65
Lineage: Eukaryota; Oomycota; Saprolegniomycetes; Saprolegniales; Saprolegniaceae
Exons: 3
Coding region: 40-891 (283 amino acids)
Source: RefSeq, a predicted model, not a curated record